Molecule: messenger RNA, 2413 nt
Organism: Nilaparvata lugens (brown planthopper)
Lineage: Eukaryota; Metazoa; Arthropoda; Insecta; Hemiptera; Delphacidae
Product: protein arginine N-methyltransferase 7
Exons: 12
Coding region: 262-2262 (666 amino acids)
Biological process (GO): peptidyl-arginine methylation
Molecular function (GO): protein-arginine omega-N monomethyltransferase activity
Source: RefSeq, a predicted model, not a curated record
CUUUUUCAUUUUCAGAUUUCAGAUCACUGAUCAACGUAAACAGUGCAGUGAAUUAUUAUCUUUAUUGUUAGUUUAUUUUAUUGUAUUAUUCAAAGUCUACUUAAUUCUUGUAAUUUCUCUAAAUUAAUUCUCAUUUUCUAAUUAUUCAUAAAAGUUCCCUUUACUUGAUUAUUGUUUUUAGUAAUAGUACCACGUGCGUUAUAAGGAUUCAUUGAGCGAAUAUUAAGGACUUUUUGUCGAAUCAAUCUUAAUUUGGACAAAAUGGAGGAUGACUUUGUUGGUGAUUGGACGGAAAUCAAUUCACAUAUAGAAAUAGCAAGAUGCUCUUAUGGAGAUAUGUUACAUGACACAGAAAGGAACAACUUGUACUACAAAGCACUUGUUUUGGCUAUUAAAAAGAUCCACUCGGAAGGAAGAAAAGCAAAUGUAUUGGACAUUGGAACUGGCACAGGGUUAUUAUCGAUGAUGGCUGCCACCAUUGGAGCCGAUACCAUCACUGCAUGUGAGGGUUGUGUACCAAUGGCAGGAUGUGCUCGUAAAGUGAUCAAAGAAAAUAAUCUUGAAGAUAAGAUAAAAGUUGUUCCAAAACAUUCAACUGAUCUGAAAGUCGGUCCAGGAAAAGAUAUGCCUCAAAGGGCCAAUAUCCUGGUUACUGAAGUAUUCGAUUCAGAUUUCAUCGGUGAUGGAGCCAUCAGUACUUUCAAACAUGCUCACAAAGAACUGUUGGAGAAAGACUGCAUCGUGAUUCCCUGUUCAGGCCGAGUGUACGCUCAGGUUGUGGAAAGCACACUGGCUCGCCGCUGGAACAAACUGGACAAUGUCAGCAUCAGCAACGGCACACAAAUUGAAAUGUCAGCCACACUGAACAGCUGUCCGGGCUCCAUGUCUGUGCACGACCUCCAGAUGAGUCGCCUAGAUCAGCGCUCCUACAAAACAAUCUUGCCUCCUAAAGUGGUCUUCGAAUUCGACUGGUCGGGCCGUGAGGAGAUAGUGGAGUGUCGACAGGCACGCGUGGACGGACGUGCGGUGACGGCUGGUGUGGCAAACGCAGUGUUGAUGUGGUGGGAUCUGAGCAUGAACGCUGAAUGUGACAUGCGCCUGAGCUGCGCGCCCGCCUGGCUGCAGCCGACAGGCGGAGCCAACUGGCGCGACCACUGGAUCCAGGAGAUCUACCACCUGCCGCGCAGUCUCGCCGUCGCCCAGAACCAGCCCGUCUCGUUGCUCACCUGUCACGACGAGUACUCGUUCUGGUUCAGCUUUGACUCCACUGACAGUUUAGUGGAGGACUUGCCCCAACCAAUGUGCACGUGCAAUCUGCAUUACGUUUGCUCACGCCAGCGCAUGGGCGAACUGAACGAUCCCCACAGGAAACUCAAGUACAACGCUGUCUUGAAGAAGAAGGUGAAUCCGGACUCUGUUGUGCUGGCGACUGGAGACAGCUCCCUCAUGGGUCUCGUGGCUGCCAAACUCGGUGCUCAAAUGGUUUACUGUUACGAGGAUAAAAAGUUGGCGGUACCUGUCUAUGAAGAUCUAAUUGAGCAUAACAAGCUCUCUGAUAAAGUAAAAAUGGUGACAACACAGGGUGAAUUGGAUGAAAUAAUGGGCAAGGUGAAUUUGUGCAUUAAUGAGCCAUUCUUCAGAACUUCGAAACUUCCCUGGGAGAAUAUUCGCUUCCGCACAGAAGGCUCUUGCAGCAAUGUGAUUCCUUGCUCUGCCUCGAUCCAAGGCGUUGUUGUGCAAUUUGAACAUCUUCACAAAAUUAGAGUACCUGUCGAUGAAGUAAUGGGAUUCAAAAUGACAGAUUACAACGAAAUGAUUCACAAUGCUAUCCUGAAAGCUGAUAAUCCAAUGGAAGUGCAUCCUCUAUGGGAGUACAAGACCAAAGCUCUCUCGAAGCCAUUCACAUUGUUCGAACUGAAUAUGUGUGACACAGCACCUCAAAAACCAGUCUUCUUUGAAACAAGUUUUGAACUUGAAGUGGCGGGCCGCAUAGAUGGUGUUGUGUUGUGGGUGGACUACAUGCUGGAUGAGGUGACUCGGAUCAGCGAAGGUGGCACGCGACUCAUCUGGCCGGGAGAGUCGGUGGCCUGGGACAUCCACGGCCGGCAGGCGGUCUGCUUCAGUCGGCACCGCCGCACCCUCAACGCCAAGAAAGGCGGCACUGUCAACCUCAAAUCCACCUACCUCUCCAACUAUCUCAACCUGUUCUUCAGUUACACCGAUCCUGAUGGUGGAGAUCCAGUUGUUCUUUGUUCAUUUUGAAAGCACCAAUUUCCAGAAGAAUUCAUCCGUCUCUCAACCUGACUUUGUUAAGAAUUCAAAACACCAGAAUACAUUUAUUAUCAAAAAAUUGGUGUUCGCGUGUAAAUAUUUUAAUUUGCAUGAAACUUUUAAUAAAAAAAGUUGAACAAUU